UCUUUAUCCUAAAACAGGGUUCGGUGGGUUCAGAGCUUAUCUCCUCCUCACGGAGCUUGAGUCCCAUUUUCAAUAACAGACCAGUGCAGCUGUAACUGGAUGUGGUGUUUGGUGAAUAUUUAAACCAUCUGCAGUUUCUUGCAGACAUUCAGAACUCUGCUUCUUCAUUUAAACUGCGGAAUCUGCUCUGUGCUCUUUGACCCAAACAUGGCCGGACAGUUUUAUUACCCAAACAUGACCUACAACCCCGGACAGAUCAUCACAAAUAACAAGCAGCUGAGGAUAGUGAUGGUGGGGAAGACUGGAGCUGGGAAGAGUGCUUCUGGAAACACCAUCCUGGGACGAAAGGGCUUUGAAUCAAAGUGCACGUCUAAGUCUGUGACUGUUGACUGUUUCAAGCAUGAAUGUGUGAUAGAUGGGCAACAGAUUGCUGUCAUUGACACUCCGGGCCUGUUUGACAACAGGUUUGAUGAGACUAAAACAGCUAAAGAAGUGAGCGAGUGCAUUCUUUUGGCUGCUCCUGGACCCCAUGUGUUUCUGGUGGUCAUUGGUGUGGGCAGAUUCACUGCAGAGGAAAAGCAGACGGUGCAAAAGAUUCAAGAAAUAUUUGGCCAGGAUGCAGACAGAUACAGCAUGGUUCUCUUUACUCGUGGUGAUGAUCUUGAAGAAACGACCAUCGAGAAAUUCAUAGAUGACGACACCGACCUUCAAGAACUUGUGGCCAGAUGUAACAACCAGUACCACGUCUUCAACAAUAAGGAGAAGAAGGAUCGCUCACAGGUCAAUGAGCUGCUCCGGAAGAUCAGAGAUGUAGCGCAGAGGAACGGAGGAAGCCACUACACCAACGAGAUGUUCCAAAAGGCCGAGAGGGAAAUGGAAGAGGAAAAACAACGCAUCCUGAGAGCAGAAGAAGAAAAAAUACAAAAAGAGAGAGAGGAACUGGCGAAGGAACUUCUGAAAGAACAAGAAAAAGACAUUAAGAAAAUGCAAAAGCAACACAAGGCUGAGAGAGAGAGGGAGAGGAAAGAGAGAGAGGAGGAGAGGAGGAGGGAGAGGGAGGAGAGAGAAGCAGAGAGAAAGAGGGAGAGA
This is a messenger RNA of Acanthopagrus latus (yellowfin seabream), 1089 nucleotides long. RefSeq names its product GTPase IMAP family member 4-like. NCBI's taxonomy places the organism in Eukaryota, Metazoa, Chordata, Actinopteri, Spariformes, Sparidae. The transcript is spliced from 2 exons. Gene Ontology annotation, molecular function: GTP binding. The annotation marks the transcript as partial. The record is from RefSeq and is a predicted model, not a curated record.